Molecule: messenger RNA, 2137 nt
Organism: Capsicum annuum
Lineage: Eukaryota; Viridiplantae; Streptophyta; Magnoliopsida; Solanales; Solanaceae
Product: zinc finger CCCH domain-containing protein 56
Exons: 2
Coding region: 846-1883 (345 amino acids)
Molecular function (GO): metal ion binding; mRNA binding
Source: RefSeq, a predicted model, not a curated record
AAUACAACUUGUUAGUUUGUGUGAUUAUAAAACAUUUGUUAUGAAACUUUCUAAUUGUAUAUAAAAUUUUGCUUAAUAUGUAUAAAUAUUCAAUCACGAAGUGAAUAAGAAAAACAAAGGUGACAAGAUCUUUUGCAAUUAUUAAUUCUUCAAAUAUAUCUGUUUUCAGAGUGGUAACAAAUUAGUCUGAGAUUUUGUUUCUUGAUUUAAAGUUGCUUCAACUAUUUUUUUUUUCCCGGCUAUUUUUGGGAUUUUCGUUCUUAAUCUCCUUGUUUUACUAGUCUUUAUUUGCUUUCUUGAUUUGGGUUUUAUGGGUUCUGGUUAUUUAAGGUUUUCGAAUUGAUAAUUGUGUUUGAGCACUAGUUGGUUGAGUUUCUGUUGUUUUUGUUAUUGGGUUUUGCCCCUUUACUCUGAGUGAUUGGAGUAAGGCAUGAUCGUUUUUGGGUUUUGCUCUUUUCCUUUUGAGUGAUUCGUAAUUAAGUUUAAAGAUUGAAUCUUUAAUGUUAUUUUCUCUUGUUUUCAAGCAAAAAAGUUGCUAGCUUUAAGUGGUUAUUCUUGUCUUGAUCUCUUUGUGCUGUUCUCUUUUCUUUUUUUGGGUAAUUUAUUCGGAGAGUUGUAGCCGGAAGAGUACAAUAGACCCUUGUGGUCCGGCCUUUUCAUGGACCCCGCACAUAGCAGGAGCUUUACAGCACCAGGCUGGCCCUGCCCUUUUUUUAGUUGUAGCUGGAAGAGUUAAAUCUUGUUGCUUGUGAUCUGGCUUUGCUUGUGUUUGUAUGUCAAAUCACUCCAUUGUAUAUUGUUUUUGGUGGGUUUGAGCAUAUUUGGCUGUGGGGUUCUGGUUCUUCAUGGAUUUCAUAGGAGAAGUCAGUUUUGCUGGAGGGAGUGAUGUUAUUGGCGUUGAAAAUUGGGGUCAUGGUUUUACUGACCAGGAAGUUUGGGCUACUGAGGAUGAUUAUAGAGCCUGGAAUAGUGGUCGUUCCUCCGAAACCCCUUCGAAUUCCAGUCAGGACGGUAGACAUUCCCAAAACCGAUGUGGAAAUGAGCCUCCCCACAAGAAAUCACGGAACUCAUCGGGUGAAGAUUCAGUUAACAAUCGCGCCAGAGCAAUUGGAAAGAUGUUCUUCAAAACUAAAUUGUGUUGCAAGUUCCGCGCUGGGGUCUGCCCUAAUAUUAGUAAUUGUAACUUUGCUCAUGGCAUAGAGGAGUUGCGCAAGCCGCCUCCUAAUUGGCAAGACAUAGUGGUUGCACAUGAAAGUGAGCGUGGUGGAGGAAUGAUGCUGGAACCAAGAGAAGAACACCAGAUACCAACUGCCAGUUCUCCUGACCCGCGUUCAGAGUCCCAAAGGUCCUACAAAGGGAGGCAUUGCAAGAAGUUUUAUACCGAGGAAGGAUGCCCUUAUGGAGAUACUUGCACUUACCUUCACGAUGAACAAUCUCGAGAUAGAGAGAGUGUUGCAAUAAGUGUGACUCCCACUGUAGGUGGAUUCGGUAAUAAUGCUGCUGGAGCAAACCUGAAGCCUUCUAACUGGAAAACAAGAAUUUGUAAUAAGUGGGAGACCACUGGUUAUUGCCCUUUCGGCAGCAAGUGUCAUUUUGCACAUGGAGCGGCAGAAUUGCACAAAUAUGGGGGAGGACUUGUGGAGAUAGAAGGCACAGAUUCUCUAUCUACUCCUCCAGACCUAAAGCAGGGAGGGCAUCCUUUUAAAACAGCAGACAGUACGGUCCCCUCAACCAUUUCAACACCUCGCGCAGAUGUUUACCAUUUGGGGCCAGGCGUUCAAGUGCAAAGACCCUCUGGCAUAGUCCAAAGGAUCAUUCAGAAGUGGAAAGGGCCAGAAAAGAUUAGUAAGAUAUAUGGCGACUGGAUUGAAGACAUCGAGUGAAAAAAGUCAUGCUUUCGACUAGAUAGGCAUCCAAAGGCAUUUGAGUUCUUUUCGUAUCGCUUUGAACUGUAAUGGGGGCAUGGUUAAUGUUGUUUUACAGCUACAAAUAGAAUAGACAGCAUGUGUUGCUGAGUUGCUCUAUAUAUUCUACUGUAUAUCCUUUUGUUUGGAAGAAAAAGGAGCAAAAUCUAUGUUGUAUAUGUUAUUUGCAUUGCCCAGGGAAAGAUUCAGUAUAAUACCUUGAAGAAAAUCAA